UUCAGUACAUUACGCCCGUUUAAGUCGUCCUGAGUGCAUACGUCUGUCGAACCAUCUCGACAAACAUGUACAAAAAAGAUAGUUUAGUUCUUUUCCGGGUGACAAAACGGGCUGCUAACUCAAAUACGUAAUAUUGCAGUCCAUUAGGUUUUGCUACAAGGGUGCUGAAGGGACGCGGAAAGCCGGUGCUGCGCUUUUCCGUGGAUUUAGGCCGUCCUUGUUAACUGAUCUACGGCAGGAGGCUUGAAGCUUUCGCCUCUAGCGCUACAAUACGAGAGAGAGAGAGAAAGGUCAACUGAAACGCACACGUUUGUGAAUCUUAUAACUGAGCGAUAUCCAUUUUGACAUUGCCAGAAAUUAUAAAGUUCUGACAGCUAAGAGGGCCUGCAAGUCGCGUGUUUUUACUCCCUCUAUGUAAAUGCAGAACCAUUAUGAGGAACAAGGUCUACAUUUGGUAUGUUUACACUGUGCAAUGUGCACUUGCCGUUCACCUGUAGGUCAAUAAUUCAAUGACUUUAAGAUUGCACUUAAAACUGGUGUCGACUGUGUUUUAAAGUAUCCAUCGCGCAGAAAACAAUGAUGGAAAAAGGAAUCAGGGACUGGCAGUUGUACUUUUUAAAUCGACUACGACAACGAGAAGAAACUAAAAAAGAAAAAAAAUCAAUUGCAUUUACAUGAAAGAUGAUGGAAAUUCAGAGGUCAGGAGUCGUUUAGUUAAAAAGUCACUUGAAUACACGUGCCUCCCUUACCGUCCUCCACCUGUUGAAGAUGUCUUCGAUCUUUUAAUUCAGGUAACUUCGAAGUCAAAAAAAAUCUACUUUGUAGCUUUGCCUAGAUAGUCAUUCUUCAUUUCUCCUUUUCAAGGUUUCUGGAAGCAGUUAGGGAAUGUAUGAUGAAGCAGAAAUGAGCCGUCAGGAUGAUAUUUUAAUGGCUUAUAUGUCACGUCGGUGCAUGUGGCUUUGAACUCAAGCAGCCUGCGUUUCCUGCGGAGAGCGCCGCAAAUCCCACUUGAUAACUUCUACCAUCUCACAACUUUUAAAAUCAGCCCUUCUUUGUAUGUUUGAAGAUGUAGCCUAAAGAUAACGCUAAGGGAAACGUUUACUUUUCAUACUCUUUAAGUGUCCCUUUAGAAUUUGCACACACUUUCAAAUGAGCAGUAAAUCUUUUUGAAUCAAAUUACUCCAGCUUCUGCUCAUCGACUGCUGUGAUUUUAAUAUCCAUGUUUUCAGCAUAUUACAUCAUUUAAAGCAAUGCUAUGAUGUUAGCUAUUGUACUCACUCAGCAAGGCAAUAUCGCGUUCCAUUUAAUUCUUAGGGAGCACAUACACUACGAAGCUGGAAAAUAGCAUUUCAUUAUAUGCACAACAAGCGUGGGGUUCUGAUGCAUCGCAAGAUCCAGUUUAACUGCAGAGAUACCCUCGCGUAAGAUGAUUUCAAAUGAUUAAAGUACCUGAAAUGUAUACUUGUAACUCCUUAGAAGAUAACCGAUGCUUGGCAUUCAUCAGCAAAGUACGUACAACAUUAAAUCGACUUAAACAAGAACUAUUCACCAAAGAGUUACCCCUUUUAAAAAUUAUUUUUUGCCACACUUCAAACGUCAACACAUCCUCCCAACUCCUCAGUUUUCCAACAUUUAGCAUUAAACUUGUUUUCUUGAGGGAAAACUGUAAACUAUAACCGCAACUGGAUCAUCCAAAGAAAGUCAUUUAAACCGCCGGGAUUGUCGCUAAUAAUGUUUUCUCUCAAGUUAACCUGUUGUACUUUGACAUAAAACCUCUAAAAAAAAGUUAAAAAGUAAGCGAGCACAGAUGUUCGUAGAAAUGUGAUGUUCGACCAGGAAAGAGUUGAAUUAGGAAGCGAGGGAUCGGGAAACAGGGAAACUAUUUUAAACUGUAUCCUCGUAAAGUGAUAGUUCACUAACGGAGAUAAUUAUUAAAGGAUCCGGUGAGGCUUCUUUGUUAUAAAAUAAGACUUUAACAUAGACUUAGCUUCAAGGAAACUCAUUGAAGUGGUGAACAAAAGGUAAAUUGAACGAUUCCGAUUCUUUGUUGGCUUUUACGUUUCUUUUACUGGAAUAUAAUUAGACUUAAUGAAUAUGCAAACUAUUGGCCUCACGUUAAUAAUUAAAUUACUUUGUAGAAACACAGAAGAUGGACUUUAGCAAAUUUGGGGUUGUGACUGGCAAGAAAUAAUCUAAAACAUGAUGUGGAAAGGAGCUACAUUUUUCUUAGCUGACAGUAUCCAUAAACCAUUUUCGCUUCCUUUGUUUCUAAUCAAUGAAAAGAGCACCGAACGUUUUUUUUUUGAAAAUAGGGGAAAUCUUUACUUGCAGCUAUUCUGCAAUUGUUUGGGAGCCUAUAGAUAUGUAUAGAGCAAUUCAUUGUCAGUUUAGAGAGAAAAAAAAGGCCCAAGCAAGAUGUUUUCAAUCGCUUUUUACAUGGGGAAAGAUAGGUUAAUCAAGGGUUUCGUCUCGAAAACAACCAAGUGUUGUAUGUUUGCACUGAAUCCAAACAUAUGCAUUUUCUGAACCCAAUUCAAAAGAGUGUUCUUUCUCUUUUUGCUCACUCAUCUGGGUAAGUGAAUUUUCACCGGCGAUCAAAAAGCUACUGAACAACAAAGGAAGCCGCCCGCUUUUUCUCUCGUCUGGAGUUGUGGCACAUGAACGAAUUUCAAACAGUCUGACAAGGGGUGACUGAAUUGUGAAGUCGAGGAAGACAAGAGUUUUUUUCUCUCUCCCUCUCUUCAGUUCGCUCUUUUCUCCUGUCCGUCUCUCUCCCCCACCACCACCCCCCCACUCCUCCCCGCGACCACCAUCCCCACCCCCCUCCUCCUCUUUCCAUAUUAUAUAUAUAAAAAAAGAGAGGACAGAGGAAAAGAAAGAAAAUCUGGACUCGACAAUAAUUUAUCAGGAGCGACUGUCAUGCGCGCACAAUACCUGGGAUUGAUGAGGCAAGCGGGCCAAUUAGAAGGCAGGAUGGUCGGACCCCAUCGCUGAUUGGUGGUCGAGCGCAACGGGGCAGCCCGGGUCUGGCCAAUGGGUUCGGAAGCCGUGGACCACGUGAUCCCUCCCCCAACUCCCAUUCAUCAAGGGGAUGGUGUUGUCUUUUCAAUUCAUUUAUCUGCAGGAAUGAUUGCCGCUAUCAUUCCCGAGCUCACCGCCCGGCUGAUGAGGUGAAAGUUUCUCCCCAGGAAGAUAGACCGCAAAAGACAAUAUUGCAUGAUUUGCGUUUGCAGAGGGGGGAAUAUCUCCAGUAAAUUCCCACACGCUGAAGAGAGAGAAAAAGAGAAAGAAAAAUAAGGAGUUUUUUGCAAGUCCUCCAAACAGACUCAGAGACUGUUUUCUACUGAGCAAGUUUCGUUGCGAAUUGCCUCUCUUUCUUUUCAAACAAAAAAAAUCCAUUAUUCCUUCUGUAACCCCCAUCGCCAUACGAUGCUUUUGGACGCUGGACCUCAAUAUCCUACUCUUGGAGUGACUACUUUCGGCUCAUCUCGACAUCACUCAACAGGCGAUGUCAACGACCGAGAAGUAGGGCUGGGGAUCAAUCCUUUCGCUGACGGGAUGGGUGCUUUUAAGAUCAGCCCGAGCACUCACGAUCUCGCAUCGGGUCAAACAGCCUUCACGUCGCAGGCUCCGGGCUACGCCGCUGCCCUGGGUCACCAUCCGAGCCAUGUGAGUUCGUACAGCAGCGCAGCGUUCAACUCGACCCGGGACUUUCUGUUUCGCAAUCGGGGCUUCGGGGAAGCGGCAGCGGCGGCCAGUGCCGGCCACAGUCUGUUCGCUUCGGCGGCGGCUGCGGGCAGCUUCGCGGGACCUCAUGGACAUACUGACGCCGCAGGGCACCUACUCUUCCCGGGUCUUCACGAGCAGGCGACCAGUCACGCAUCGCCCAAUGCACAUGUAAUGAACGGCCAAAUGCGCUUAGGUUUUUCUGGGGACAUGUAUGGCAGAGCAGACCAGUACAGUCAAGUUACCAGUCCCAGAUCGGACCACUACGCCUCGACCCAGCUACACAGCUAUGGCCCCAUGAACAUGAACAUGGCGGCCCAUCAUGGGGCCGGGGCCUUCUUUCGUUAUAUGAGGCAACCCAUUAAGCAAGAACUCAUAUGUAAAUGGGUAGAGCCCGAACAGUUGACGAAUCCCAAAAAAUCCUGCAACAAAACUUUUAGCACGAUGCACGAACUGGUUACUCACGUAACAGUGGAACACGUUGGGGGUCCAGAGCAGUCGAAUCACGUCUGUUUCUGGGAAGAAUGUUCAAGAGAGGGAAAGCCUUUCAAAGCCAAAUAUAAACUUGUAAAUCACAUCAGAGUCCACACUGGCGAGAAACCAUUUCCCUGUCCAUUCCCUGGCUGUGGCAAAGUCUUUGCCAGAUCAGAAAAUCUCAAGAUUCACAAAAGAACUCACACAGGCGAGAAACCGUUCAAGUGUGAGUUCGAAGGGUGCGACAGGCGUUUUGCUAACAGCAGCGAUCGCAAGAAGCACAUGCACGUGCACACUUCCGACAAACCGUACCUCUGCAAAAUGUGUGACAAGUCCUACACUCACCCGAGCUCUCUACGAAAACACAUGAAGGUUCACGAAGCAUCCUCUCAAGGAUCACAGCCUUCUCCAGCGGCAAGUUCCGGGUAUGAGUCCUCAACACCCCCCACCAUCGUGUCGCCCUCCACAGAAAACCAGACCAACAGUUCAAUGUCCCCAACAUCUUCUGCAGUCCACCACACAUCCAACCACAGCACGCUUUCAUCGAACUUUAACGAAUGGUACGUUUAAGUAGACAUACAUCAAAAAAUUACAAAAACAUACAAAAAAAACUUUUCACAAAAAGACUCCAAAGUUACGAUCGCGAGGAAUCAAAGACAAAAAAAAGCUGCCAAUAGACGCCGAGAGGAUUUUUUCUUAUAAAAGGAAGAAAACGAAACUUGAAAGGUUACAUUGUGGCAAAUUUUAAAAUGCAUGUAGGACGAUGAUAUUUCUCUAGUCAUUGCCUAGUGCUGGGGUCGAAGAAAGAACUGAUAAAGCUUUGAUAUUGCAUGUGUUCUAUGGCAGCGGCCUUUUCUCUCCUUUUUGUAAAUAUAGAAUUAUUAGAUUAAGAGUCUAAUGUUUCAAUCUUGUACAUAGGCAUAUCACAGGGGAUUUGUCAACGUGGUAUUUGCAUAUCUGGGCGACGGUUGGAAAAAAUGCAAUUAUUUGUUUAUGGAUGGCAAAAAAAUGUUACUAUAGUCGAUGUGUACCAAAAUGUGAAUUAAUUUGUAUUUCAGUCUCAACUGAGAGUCAGAAAGCUAGCAGAUACUAUUGUUAUUAAUGUGCUUUUUGUAUCCAGUGCAAACCUUCGUCCCAAAGUCCAGUCGGAGUAGUGAAGUGUUCAAAGUGUUGCUUGUUAUGUCAAAAACAAAUCGUAGUGCAAGCUUGGAACUCCGUGUUAAAAUGUAACUUUGUUUUAUGUAAGACUUGAUAUUAAAGCAAAAUAAGAAAUUUAUCUGUUCAUUGCCUUCGCAUUUGCGAUAAAUUUAUGUAUAUAUUCCCAAUCUCCAUAUUUAUCCGCAUGUACGUAAAUUACCGGUAUUACGUGUUACAGAUAUUCGAUAUUUAUGAAAGAUGCAUUCGUAUGUAAAACCUAGUUUACAAACUGUUCCAUAACAUUUCGUACAAUAUUAAAGAUUCCAAAAUCCAA
Molecule: messenger RNA, 5671 nt
Organism: Stegostoma tigrinum
Lineage: Eukaryota; Metazoa; Chordata; Chondrichthyes; Orectolobiformes; Stegostomatidae
Product: zinc finger protein ZIC 1
Exons: 6
Coding region: 3430-4770 (446 amino acids)
Biological process (GO): regulation of transcription by RNA polymerase II; central nervous system development
Cellular component (GO): nucleus
Molecular function (GO): RNA polymerase II cis-regulatory region sequence-specific DNA binding; DNA-binding transcription factor activity, RNA polymerase II-specific
Source: RefSeq, a predicted model, not a curated record